Molecule: messenger RNA, 2643 nt
Organism: Psammomys obesus (fat sand rat)
Lineage: Eukaryota; Metazoa; Chordata; Mammalia; Rodentia; Muridae
Gene: Stra6
Product: signaling receptor and transporter of retinol STRA6
Exons: 19
Coding region: 26-2026 (666 amino acids)
Biological process (GO): vitamin A import into cell
Cellular component (GO): plasma membrane
Molecular function (GO): signaling receptor activity; retinol transmembrane transporter activity
Source: RefSeq, a predicted model, not a curated record
ACAAAGCAGGAAGAAGAGCUGGAGCAUGGUGUCCCAGGCAGCCGAGAAUGGAAGCCAGACCUCCUCCGGGGUGACAGAUUAUGACAGCAACUGGUACAUAGAGGGGCCUGAGGAGGCGCAGCCAGAAGGGGUGGAUCCCCCUUGCCGGCCUAGCGUACCGCCUGUCCUGUACCAUGCCUGCCUGGCCUCACUGUCGCUCCUGGCUCUGCUGCUGUUGGCCUUACUGGUGAGACGCCGCAGGCUUUGGUCACACUGCGGUCACCGCAGGCCUGGACUGCCCAGCCCCGUGGAUUUCUUAGCUAGGGACCGAUCCUGGACAGUGUCCACUGCUGUCUUUGUGGUCCUCUUCAGCAAUCUGUGCCUGUUGCUCCCUGAUGAGGACCCUCUGCCUUUCCUGAGCCUCAGCGAAGCAUCCAUUCCAGAUGGAGAGACGGAGAGGUCAAAAGGGCCCUGGAAGCUCCUAGCCCUGCUCUACUAUCCAGCCCUCUACUACCCUCUGGCUGCUUGUGCCACGGCAGGGCACCAGGCUGCAUACUUAUUGGGUACCGUGCUGUCUUGGGCCCACUUUGGUGCUCAGGUCUGGCAGAGAGCAGAGUGUCCUCAGGACCUCAAGAUCUACAAGUACUACUCCUUGCUGGCCUCCCUGCCUCUGCUUCUGGGGCUUGGAUUCCUGAGCAUUUGGUACCCAGUGAAGCUGGUACAGGCUAUCCAGCACCAGACAGGAGAGGGCUCCCAGGGGCUGCAGACCAGCUCCUCCGAGAAGUAUCUGAGGACCCUCCUCUGCCCAAAGAAGCUGGACAGAUGCUCCCGCCCUGCCUCCAAGCAUCGCCUCCUGUCUCGGGCCUGGGCCUGCUCCCAGCACUCCCUCUACACUUCACAGCCAGGAGUCCGCCUGCCCUUGAAGCUGGUGAUCUCGGCCACUCUGACAGGAGCAGCCACUUACCAGGUGGCCCUGCUGCUGCUGGUGAGCGUGGUGCCUACUGUGCAGAAGGUGAGGGCGGGGAUCACCACGGAUGUCUCCUACCUGCUGGCUGGCUUUGGGAUCGUGCUCUCUGAGGACAGGCAGGAGGUGGUAGAGCUGGUGAAGCAUCACUUAUGGGCUGUGGAAGCAUGUUACAUCUCAGCUCUGGUCUUGUCCUGCUCAUUAACCUUCCUGCUCCUGAUCCGCUCUCUGGGGACACACAGGGCCAAUCUUCAAGCACUGCACCGAGGGGCUACCCUGGACCUGGGUCCUCCUCUCCAGAGUACUCACCCCUCCCGCCAAGCCAUAGUCUGCUGGAUGAGCUUCAGUGCCUAUCAGACGGCCUUCACCUGCCUUGGGCUCCUGGUGCAGCAGGUCAUCUUCUUCUUGGGGACUACAGCCCUGGCCUUCCUGGUGUUUGUGCCUCUAAUCCAUGGCAGGAACCUCCUGCUCCUCCGAUCCCUAGAAUCCACAUGGCCCUUCUGGCUGACUCUGGCCUUGGCUGUACUCACACAGAACACAGCAGCCAACUGGGUCUUCUUAGACACUCACCAUGGAUAUCCAGAGCUGACCAACCGGCGCAUGCUCUGUGUGGCCACCUUUCUUCUCUUCCCCAUCAACAUGCUGGUGGGAGCUAUAGUGGCUCUCUGGCGGGUGCUUCUGUCUUCCCUCUACAACGCCGUUCACCUUGGCCAGAUGGACCUCAGCCUGCUGCCACAGAGAGCUGCCUCCCUGGAUCCAGGCUAUCACACAUACCGAAACUUCCUGAGGAUCGAGGCUAGCCAGUCGCAUCCAGGAGUCCUGGCCUUCUGCACCCUGCUUCUUCAUGCGCCAAGUCCACAGCCCCGGCCCCUGAUGGCCCCCCAGGACAGCCUCAGACCAACAGAAGAAGAAGGGAUGCAAUUGCUACAGACCAAGGACCUGAUGGCCAAAGGAGCAGGACCGAAAGGCAGCCAGAGCAGGGCCCGCUGGUGUCUGGCCUACACUCUGCUGCGCAACCCUAGCCUGCAGGCCUUCCGGAAGGCAGCCCUGACUAGUGCCAAAGCCAAUGGCACCCAGCCCUGAGGGUGAGGAAAACCACACCACCCUGCUCUUAUGUGCUGAGGCACAUUCCUGUCUACCAUCCUCCCUCCCAUCCAUACCAGCAACCCCCUCCCCCAGCAGUAGCCCUGCCAGCCAGCAGAUCCCUGUGGGAUCAGGGGACUGGAGUCACUGUGUCUACACUACCAGCCUCGAGAGGAUUUUGGACUGUGCUCGUCCACCAGGCUAGGGCUCUAGAGAAAACAGCUGACGGGCUCUUUGUUUUGGAACUGGAAGAGCAGGGGUGGCCACAUUUGGGCCUCUCUUCCCCAACCUGGCUCUGCCAUCAGCUUGCCAGCCUCACUGAGGCCCCUCUCACUCCCUGUUCCGUGAUGAAAGGCCUGAGUAUCUCCCAUCCCAGCUGGCCCCACCUCAGUCCCAGCCCUCCCACCACGAAGGUGGAGCCUGUGCGGCUUCCUCCCUGCCCCAGCUUUCUCUUUCCUCUUUCUCUCUACCACUACCCGCCCCUUCUUGUGCAGCCAAGGCAGACUCUAAGAGGCCUCGCCGAGCUGCCCACUCCAAGAAGCAGAUAUUUUUGUAGUUUUAAUGCCGUUAGUUGUCAUGAAAGAAGUUAGCGUGCUCCCAGUAAUAAAUGUGCCCCU